AUGAGGUCGUCUCUUCUUUCCAGUUUGCUCCUUGCUCCUUGUCUUGCCGUAGCCCAGUCAUCAACAACAGCAUCUCGGGCAUCAAGCUCGACCACAGCUGCGGCACAGUUCACAGUUCCCUCAGAAGCGGACACUGGGGUCACGCUCCUCCCAAAUAUUGAAGAUCCAUCGGCGCCGAAUGCCCAACUGGAAUGCCCCGGGUAUACCGCCACAGGCGUGAGGACUUCUUCAACCGGCCUAACAGCUCAAUUGACCUUGAAUGGGACUGCGUGCAACGUCUACGGCACCGAUGUCCGCGACCUGGACUUGACAGUAGAGUAUCAAACCUCUUCCCGACUUCACGUCAACAUUCGACCUUCCCACAUCACGUCCCAAAACCAGAGCUGGUACCUGCUAUCGACAGACUACGUCCCAGCGGCGACUCAAGGCAGAGGUUCCAUGACCACAAGCGACCUGACAUUCUCUUGGACGAAUUCGCCCAGAACUGGAUUCGGGUUCAACGUGACUCGCAACAGCACCGGUGAUGUGCUUUUCUCGACUACAGGCACGAAACUGGUCUUUGAGAACCAGUUCAUCGAGCUGGUGACGCAUCUAGACGAGGGCUACAAUCUGUACGGCCUUGGGGAAGUCAUUCACGGCUUGAGACUCGGCGAUAACUUCACUAGGACGAUCUACGCUGCCGAUGUCGGGGACCCGAUCGAUAGGAAUCUUUAUGGUAGCCACCCAUUUUAUUUACAGACCAAGUAUUUCGAAGUGGGAGAUGACAAUAGCACAACAUUGGUGACGGAGCAGGUCAACACAACUGAUACUGGCAAAUAUACCUCGUCCACUCACGGCGUGUAUUUCCGGAACGCCCAUGGCAUGGAGGUCGUCCUGCACCCGACGAAUGUCACAUGGAGGACCUUGGGAGGCAGCAUUGACCUGUACUUCUUUUCCGGGCCGACACAACCAGAAGUGACACAGCAGUACCAAAGUGUCAUCGGCCUCCCAGCGUUGCAGAGCUACUGGGCUUUCGGUUUCCACCAAUGUAGAUGGGGCUAUGAGAACUGGACCGUCACAGAAGAUGUCGUCAACAACUACGAGCGGUUCGGCAUUCCUCUUGAGACCAUCUGGAACGACAUCGACUACAUGUUCCAGUAUCGGGAUUUCGACAACGACCCUGUUCGCUUCAAUUAUUCCGACGGAACCACAUUCUUGCAACGCCUACACGAUAGGGGCCAGCAUUAUGUGCCAAUCAUUGACGCCGCAAUCUAUGUCCCAGACCCGACGAAUGCAAGUGACGCAUACGCACCCUUCAAUGAUGGAAACGAUACGAACUCGUUCCUUCGGAAUCCGGACGGAUCGCUUUACAUUGGAGCGGUCUGGCCAGGUUACACCGUCUUUCCUGACUGGCUGCAGCCAUCUGCCCACGCAUGGUGGAAGAACCAACUUGUCACAUAUCAUCAGAAGCUCCCCAUUGACGGUGCGUGGAUUGAUAUGAACGAGGUCUCUUCAUUCUGCGUUGGAAGCUGUGGGACAGGGAACCUCACCCUGAACCCCGUUCAUCCACCGUUCAAACUCCCCGGCGAGCCUGGAAACGUCGUCUACGACUACCCAGAAGGCUUCAACCUCACCAAUGCAACUGCAGCCGCUUCUGCUUCCUCGGCAUCUCAGGCUCAAGCGACACCCACAACUACCCCCACGGGCACCGCUACGGCUGCAACCUCAUCAUCCUCGUCAUCUUCGACAAGCUACCUCCGAUCCACGCCAACCCCAGGUCUGAGCAACCGCAACAUCAAUUAUCCCCCAUACGUGAUCAAUCACGUUCAAGGAAACCAUGACUUGGCAGUCCACGCCGUCUCGCCGAAUGCCACCCACCACAAUGGCGUCGUCGAGUACGACGUGCACAACCUCUACGGCCACCAAAUCCUGCAAGCGACCUAUGCCGGCUUGCUGGCCGCCAUUCCUGACAAGAGACCAUUUAUCAUCGGACGUUCUACGUUCCCCGGCAGUGGGACCGUGGCUGGACAUUGGGGUGGCGACAACAACUCCAAGUUUCUGUACAUGUAUUUUUCAAUUCCCCAGGCCCUGUCGUUUUCCCUCUUUGGCAUCCCUAUGUUCGGUGUUGACACGUGCGGCUUUAACGGCAACUCGGACGAAGAACUCUGCAACAGAUGGAUGCAAUUGUCAGCCUUCUUCCCAUUCUAUCGGAAUCACAACGUCCUAAGUGCGAAUCCUCAAGAGGCAUACGUCUGGGCAAGUGUCAUUGAUGCGACCAAAACGGCCAUGAACGUUCGUUUCCAGCUCUUGCCCUAUCUCUAUACACUGUUCUAUUACGCGCACACUCGUGGAGACACCGUCAUGAGGGCUCUCGCUUGGGAAUUCCCCAACGACCCAUCCCUCGCGAAUGCGGAUCGACAAUUCUUCCUCGGGCCGUCCAUCCUGGUGACCCCCGUACUCACCCAAGGAGCCACAUCGGUCAACGGCGUCUUCCCAGGCCUCGUCGAAGGCACCGACACAUACUACGACUGGUACAACAAAUCACCCAUUGCUGUUCCGAACACCAAGAACACCACGAUUGCCGCACCAUUGGGACAUAUCCCGGUCUUCAUCCGAGGCGGGACUAUCCUUGCGACGCAGCAGAUGGCCAUGACAACUCGGGACGCAAGAAACACAUCCUGGUCGAUCAUCGUGGCGCCAGGUAUUGACGGCUCCGCCACUGGCUCAUUGUACCUCGACGACGGAGAAUCUCUUGCACCCAACGCCACUAAGCUGGUCAGUCUGACAAGCUCAUCCGCCAGCAACGGAACACUGAGCAUCAAGGUCGCCGUGUCUGGGAACUUCACAGGCCUAGAUCUGCCCUUGGCGAAUGUCACGUUCCUGGGCGUCCAGAGUGCUCCCUCGGGCAAUGGUGUUUCCAUCAACGGCCAGAACGUGGGCAAUGGUACGUACGAUGCGGCGGCCAAGACGUUCAGUAUUGCGAAUCUUGCAAACGCACUUGGUGGGACGGCAUGGGGUGGGAACUGGACCUUGUCCGUGUGA
This is a messenger RNA of Cladophialophora carrionii CBS 160.54, 3021 nucleotides long. RefSeq lists its product as uncharacterized. The record is from RefSeq and is a predicted model, not a curated record. Gene Ontology annotation, biological process: carbohydrate metabolic process. Gene Ontology annotation, molecular function: carbohydrate binding; hydrolase activity, hydrolyzing O-glycosyl compounds. The transcript has 2 exons. Bases 1 to 3021 code for a protein of 1006 amino acids. Lineage: Eukaryota; Fungi; Ascomycota; Eurotiomycetes; Chaetothyriales; Herpotrichiellaceae.